This is a messenger RNA of Sorghum bicolor (sorghum), 1360 nucleotides long. RefSeq lists its product as uncharacterized. Bases 150 to 1007 code for a protein of 285 amino acids. The transcript has 7 exons. NCBI's taxonomy places the organism in Eukaryota, Viridiplantae, Streptophyta, Magnoliopsida, Poales, Poaceae. The record is from RefSeq and is a predicted model, not a curated record.
AUUUCUCCCCCGCCGGGAUGGAAGGACAGAUACAGAAGCACCUUCGCCUCCCUCCCCUGACUCCUCGAGGGCUCUGAGCGUGAGUCUCAGACGCGAGACAGAAGCACCUUCGCCUCCUCCCCUGAGGGCUGAGUGUGAGAGUGUCUCAGAUGCGCUGUUCUCCCCUCCUGAAGCAAAGCACAAACAAGUGGGAGCUAUCACAGCUACAUUUUUUUUCUUUUAAGCUGGAUGUCAGUGGGAAGGCAGAUUUUGCAUUUGGAGUCUUUUCGCACUUAGGUGCGCAGCGUGCCAUUGUUUUUCAGGUUAAACUGAGGCAUAACGCAGAAAGCAAGGAUUUCCUUUGGGUUUUUGUCAUGGAUCAGGAUGUUGGUGCUCUUCAUGGAGAUAACCAUGCGUUCCACAUUGAGUUACGUAGAUCUCUAGUACAACUGGUUUCCUCUCAACCAGGCGAAGGGCAAUCUUUUUCUGCCCCUGCCAUUCCUAUUGUGUCAGUGAAUGGCUCUUGCUAUAUGAUAGCACUUAGCAAGGUGUUCCGUCAGCCCAACAGGCAACAUAGAGUCAUUUUUCCUGAUGGAACUACAGUGAUGCUUAGAGUAGAAGAUAUAAGGAUGCAAGGAUCUCUGGCAGCAUUUUCUGUUAAUAAACCUGGAGAACUGCCAAAUCGAGUAAGAUUUAGCGAACAACAGGUUUCACACAAUCAGGAAGUUUAUACAGUUAAUUAUGAAAGGAUGAGGGAGCCAAGCAUGCUUGUUCGUGGCCGUGUAACACAUGUAGGUCAAAUGUCCUUUUACCAUGAUUGCACUCCCGGUUCAUUUACUGAUCUUGGAUCGCCAGUUUUUAACGAGCAACGUGAGCUUGUUGGCAUGUGUUAUUGUAACCAUGGUGUUAUUGGAGCAAUAAACAUGAUCAGAAUAGCAGAACAACUUUCAAGAAUCAAGGAAGGCACGGCGAACAUGUCACUAUCUCAGAUUGUGCAGCAUUUGGAGGCAGCAAACCAAGGAAAUUGAAAUGCAUUUUUCUUCUUGAGAACACGAGCAAGGGGAAAAGGACUCCAUGACUGGAAUGAGGUAGGAGGGGAAUGGCUGCUGAUGGAAUAUGCUGUGGCAAAGCUACACUCAAGUUGAUCGAGCAGUUAGGAAUAUUUUGUUCUUUUGGCAGGGAUGGAAUGUGAUGAAUGGUCGCCCUGUUUGCUUCGUUCAGCAAACUGUUUUUGGUCUGCCUGCAGUUUGGCGUUUGUGUUUUCAGUUUGUGAUGAAUGGCGUUUGCUAGUUUUUUUUUUCCCGGUUGUAAUGAACUCCUGCAUGCCAUUUCUUUAAGGGUUAAUUGAAUCCAUGCCAUUAUAGAUUUGUUCGUUUUAAAA